AAAACAGGGACAAAGGAAUCAGAAUGGAAUUAAAUGUUCUAUGGAGCUGCUUGUGUGUGGUCGCUGUUUGUAGUUGGUUGUUUGGAUAUAUAUACAUCAUUGCGUGGGUAAAACCAGAGAGACUUCGAGAGAAGCUGAGGAGGCAAGGUAUCAGAGGACCUCCACCUUCUUUCCUAUUAGGGAAUGUCCCUGAGAUGAAGAAGAUCCAAUCAUCACUAGCAGCGUCAUCAUCAUCAUCCAUUAAUUCCAUUUCAAAGGAGGUUAGGGUCGUCCUUGAAGAUCAUAUGACUGCCCACGACUACACCUCUACUUUCUUCCCAUAUUUUGAGCAUUGGAGAAAACAAUACGGUCCAACAUUUAUGUACUCAACAGGCAAUGUACAACAUCUGUACAUCAGUGACCCUCAUCUUGUCAAGGAAAUAAGCCUGCAUAACUCUUGGGACCUGGGAAAGCCCACGUACCUUAUUGGGGUGAUUGGGCCUUUGGUGGGCCUGGGUGUAACACUGUCCAGUGGUCAAGCGUGGGCACAUCAGAGGAAAAUCAUUGCACCAGAAUUCUUCAUAGUCAAAGUCAAGGGAAUGGUGGGAUUAAUGGUGGAGUCGUGCUUGCCUCUGUUGAAAUCGUGGGAGGAUCAAGUCGGAGGAGGUAAGGGAGGAGUUGCAGAGAUUAGAGUUGAUGAAGAUCUGAGAAAUAUCUCAGCUGAUGUUAUCUCAAAAGCUUGUUUUGGAAGUUGCUAUUCUGAAGGAAAAGAGAUCUUUUCAUUGCUUAGGACAUUGCAGAGGAUCACCUCUCGCACAAGCUUACAUGCUAGAAUUCCUGCUUUGAGGUAUGUCCCAAGCAAGAAUAAUAGGGAGGCUUGGAAGUUAGAGCAAGAGAUUGAAAGGUUGAUUUUAAAGGUAGUGAAGGAACGGAAGGGAUCAUCAUCAAGUAGUAAUGAGACGGAUUUGCUACAAAGGAUCGUGGAAGGUGCCUAUGCUCAUCAGCUAGGGUCCGAAACUGCAAAUCGCUUUGCGGUGGAUAACUGCAAGAACAUAUAUUUUGCUGGCCAUGAGACUGUGGCCACUGUUGCCACCUGGGCUUUGAUGUUACUUUCGUUUCAUCAAGAUUGGCAGUCUCGUGUUCGCAACGAAGUAGCUGAGGUUUUUGCUGGCCAUUUUCCAGAUGCCCAUAUGCUUCUCAAGUUGAAAACGUUGACGAUGGUGAUUCAAGAGACAAUGAGGCUAUACCCACCAAGUUCAUUUGUGGCGAGAGAGGCGUUGGAAGAGAUAAACUUGGGUGGUGGUGGUGGUGGUGUUGUUGAUAUGAUCAUACCAAAGGGCGUAAACCUAUGGAUUCCCAUCCCGACUCUGCAUCGGAUUCCGGAAAUCUGGGGAACAGACGCCCACCAAUUCAAGCCGGAGAGGUUCGCAAACGGCAUUUUCGGUGCUUGCAAGCUUCCACAGGCAUACAUACCCUUUGGGCUUGGCCCUCGGACCUGCUUGGGACGGAAAUUCGCCAUGAUUGAAUUGAAAGUUCUCCUCUCCCUCAUCCUCUCUAAAUUCUCUUUCUCCCUCUCCCCCAAAUAUCUCCAUUCACCAACAUUUAGGCUUGUAGUAGAGCCCCAAUAUGGCAUGAAUCUCCUUUUCAAGAAAGCAUGAGAUCGAUCACAUACAUAUAUCUCCAUUAUU
Messenger RNA from Telopea speciosissima, 1667 nucleotides. RefSeq names its product cytochrome P450 714C2-like. Gene Ontology annotation, molecular function: iron ion binding; monooxygenase activity; oxidoreductase activity, acting on paired donors, with incorporation or reduction of molecular oxygen. The record is from RefSeq and is a predicted model, not a curated record. Lineage: Eukaryota; Viridiplantae; Streptophyta; Magnoliopsida; Proteales; Proteaceae. Bases 24 to 1637 code for a protein of 537 amino acids. The transcript has 5 exons.